AAGUAAAAGGAAUUUGUCAGUUUGCUUUCAGCGUUCAUGUGUAACGGUUGUGAGGCAGUUUAGUGGUGCUGGCGAUAAAAAGUUGAUCCGCGCGAAUUUGGGCUUUGGAAGGGACCUCCAGACGUGCAGAAGUGGGAGCAUUUAAGAAAGUUUUCGUGUCGCGAUCUGCGGAUGCGGAUGUGUUGCUGUUGUGUUUCUUGAUUCUCGUCUCGUCGCACUGCCGGCUGCUGGGGCGUGUGAGAGUGUGUUCACAGAAGGGAGAAGAAGUGUUUAUACGGCCGGACCGGUGGGCCUUGUCCCGCGUGUACCUACUUGAAUCGGCGGGUGUAAAUUUUUGUGGUUUCGCUAAAAUAUCAAAGAAGCUCGGUGUGAAGCAGGAGCAAAGGAAAACGGUACCCGCUACUCUGAAGAAGUGAUCAUUCGUGGCCGAGCCCAGCACCGCCCAGCAAAGUGAAACCUAGGUGUACAUGUUCGAGUUGAUGGGCCUGAUGGAAUUGUAGAUUGUGUGGAUCUAGCCGAAGAAGACAACCGCCAAAGGGCGAAAGAAGCGGAGUGCUAGUGCUACUUUCUGAGUGCCCUUAAGCGAUAGUGGGAAGAUUGCAACGUGUUCUGGAUAACUUGAUGUCCUAAAAAGAGUUCAACAGGUUGAUAUCGGAUUACAGUCUGGAACUUUGAAUUACCUGAUAAUAGAUGACUUAAUUGGAUGAGAACCGGAAUCACAAAAAAUUAUUCCGUGAAUGACCGUGCAGAACUAGCGAAACUUUUUCCCAACAAAUCACUAACGAAGAAACCGUGUACUUAUCCUCAAGUUUUCUCAAAGUUAAUUUCCCCUUCCGUUUGGCACGCCGGAGAGGAUUAAGCAACCGAAACCGAACACAGCGAAGAACAAUCAAAAUCGAAUAAAUCUCGUCGUGUUCCUUCGGUUCUUUUGAAAAGUGGAAACGUUCUCUUGCGAGUGUUUGAAUUGUGUAAGGAAGCGGAAAUAGAAUUGCUUCUCCACUUUUUCUUCGAGGGGGCUAGAGUUGGAAAACUUGUGAAAAUCAGUGAACGAGCUGGAACGAAGCUGGAACGCUCGCGUACGAAGAGCGGAAGGAAAUUAAAACUAAACAAACCUGAUGAAGGUGCAGAAGUAGUGGCGGUAGCUGGUGUGUAGACGUUGGUGUCUGCAACGGAAUCAAAUCGAAAGAUAAGUGGCAAAGGAAGACACUGACAACGACUGCCGACUGUUUUAGUUGAAAUUUAUUUUACGAUCAAUUUUUCCUUCCCAUUGGAGACGACAGUGCAUCAAAGGUGCUUUUUGGACUAGACCCGGUGGGAAAUCGCAACCUUCGCUUCAGGGAGACUAAUGUGAUUAAACUGUAGUCAUACCCAGCUGCACACGGGUACUGGGUGUCAAUCUCAGUCGAACGAAGACCGGAAGGCGGGUUCAUAAAAAGAAAAGCCCCUCUCGCGGGAAAAAAAAUAAUUCAGUGUCAGUCCGUCAGCUGCAGUGUCUUUUAACAAACGUUGGAAAAGUGAAAACUUUGAAAACAGAAAGUGACAGAGUCGUCUAUCUGCAGUGUUGUAGUGUUUCAAUCGCAGCCCCCUCGAGCGCGGAGAGCACGGAUUGAGCGAACCAGCCAGGUCACAGCCUACAUGGAGUGAUGAAGGCAUGCUCCUCCUCCUUUUCAAGAUUUGAAGCGGAUAAUUAUUGAAGAUCUGAGCUAAUUCGCCUUUAAUCGGUCCUUAAGCGAAAUCAUCUUUUCUUCACCAGACAAACAAAAAACAAUUCGGAGACCGUGCUCCCGAUCUUAGAUCCCGAGCCGCAUAAAUCAUUAGCAUGAGAUCCUACCGGCAAAUGGUGCACCGACGACCACAAGGGACCAUAUUUUACAACCAGCCCAACAAUAACCACAUGGUCUGAAAAAGCGGCCCGACCACGGAAAUUGAGAAGAGAAGCUACUGUUUUUUGUGCAUUGUAUUUUUUUAAAUUUUUAUCCCGGAAUAGCCCGAGUGUAAAUAGUUGAAGGCAUAAGCAAAUCACGGCACGAAUGAAGAAUAAGUUCAUUCGAGUUGGUUUUUAUCUAUGUUACCGCAAUCAUUGCUCUUGUUGAAAGUUUGUCCGUGUUGUAAAUAAUCUGUGUUGUUUUGUCGAACGUGAUUUCCAACCGGGAAGUUUCGCACCAGUGCUAGUCUACAGCGAGUGAUUUUUUUAUUGCAUUUGAUACGUUUCCUACCCACCAGAGAAGCAUAAGUGAGAAAGUGAAUCGAGAAAAUUGUUGGAAAAAGUUGUUUGCAAGUCUGAAUAAGAAAAUUUACUCCGUUCGAAGCAAACGAAUUCACAAUUUGACGCGCCUGUGACAUCAACUGAAUUUCGGAGGAUAAAUAUAAGUACCAUUUGAAUAACUCAACGAAAACCCCGAAUCAAAAUGGAAACCGAGGAAAUUAUCAAGCUAGUCGACGGGAUCUAUAAGAACAUCCUCGAGAAGUUCAACCCCGGAGCGCGGCAGCUGAUUAGUGCCGGCAAGGCGUACCUGAAAGCCCUACAUGGAGCAUCGGCAGCGUCCAAUCUGUUCAAUGAAGCCCUGGCCAAAAUAGCCGUCAAUGCCCAGCAAGGAGGCACCAUCGAUAUCGGUUCCGCCCUGAUGAACAUCGUCGGAGUCUACAAAGAAAUCCAGGACCAGCACAUGAACAUUCUUAAAGCCUUCUACGUAGACCUGCUGGUGCCGCUGGAGACCAAUCUGGAAAAGGACACCAAGGUGGUCCAGUUCGAGCAGAAGAAAUUUCUCCAGCAGCAUAAGCUCCGGUCGGAUAGCUACAGCAAAGCAGCAACCACAAUGAAGAAAUAUCGGAAGAAGAGCUCCAAGACCACACCUAAAGACGCUGAGAAGGAGAUCAAGAGUAUUCAGAACUUUGAAGAAGAGAAACACAAAUUGGACCAAUUUUGUGAGCAAAGCUUAAAGAAUGCCAUGACCCAAGAGCGCAGGCGAUACGGAUUUGUAUUGGAACGGCAGUGCUCACUUGCGAAACACUGGAUGGCCUAUCACCACUCGGGACACUUGAUCAUUGAGAAGUCGCUGGACAACUGGAAUGAAGUAGCCGCAACCCGUGAAUUUCUGCCACCAAACGUUGAAAACAUGUUCACCACCAAACAGAUGAAGGACAUCGAUGAUGAUGACGACGAUGCACAUUCGAUUGCUUCCCAGUUACGAAAGACCCGAUCAAUAGAUGCUUCAUGCUUAGAUAUGAGGUCGCUGGGAGAUGUUGUGAACAGUUCCAUGAUGCACAUGCCACGUGCCAAAUCGGAGUUCAAUUUGAACAAUAGCAGCAACACCAGUACUUUGGUUGGGGCAAUGAGCAGUGGCCCUAGACACUCGAUCAACGUUGCGGUCAUGUCCAACAGUGAGUCGAGCCAGUGGGAUCGACCGACUGUCAAAGCUCUGUAUGCGUAUUUGUCUUCGGGUGAGAACCAGUUGAGUUUCUUGGAGGGCGAUAAGAUCGCUCUAGUCGGUGACCGAGCCAAGGGUUGGCAGUUUGGAGAGAACUUGCGGACGCAGAAAUUCGGAUGGUUCCCGAUAGCGUACACGGAGAAUGAACGUGAGGAAAAAGAGAGCAUCAGCGAAUGGGUCAAGGCUCCACCAAGUGAAAUCGAAAUCGAAAACACCCCUGAUUCAUCACUGGAGAGCACCCUGGUAGAUGACACCAUGCAGUCAUCGAAGCCAAACAACUCAAAUUCAUAUCACGAUGAGGCUUCGCCUACACGUAUGUUUGGCGACACCAUUCAGUACAGGCAAUCGAAGCAGUUCCGUCGGCUGUCUCGUGGAGAUAAACCGCCGAAGCCGGGACCUCCACCGCAGCUUCCUGCGCCCGUUCCGACACCGGUAGUGCCUAACUAUAGCAAACCACAGGGGGUGCCCCAGUCCAAUAGUUUCUCCUCGGCUGGCGGACCACCGAUGGUCGAAAAACGAAAGACACCGUCAGCCACGAUGAACUUCAACAAACCGCAACAGUCGGCCAAUAAGCCGAAGGUUUCCCGCAAUGGGAUUGCCAGUGCCUCGCUGCACAGCAGCAACGACAGCGGUUUCUCAAACGAGCUGCAACAGCAACAGGAACCGGAACUCUAUUCAGAUGACGAAACGGUGCACCGUGUCCCGAUCAGAUCGUCCCGUUCGGAGAAGAACCUAUCGUCGCCCCGAUCAACUGAUCGGGAAUUAAGCGAGCAUCGCUCGCCACACCCCCGGUACGGUGGUCCAGACGAUGACGAUGAAGAUAUCUACGGUACGAUCGUCCCGCCUCGUCGCCAGAAUCAACGAAUGCGUCAGGCCAACAGCUUUGGCAACAUUGCUGAAAGCAACUCCGGAACACUGGAGUAUGGAUACCGCUCACGCACCCGGAUGUCCGAGGGUAAUGCGAACCAGAGCGACUCUCAAAAGAUCAAGCGAACCAAGUCGUUCUGGAAGUUCUCCAAAUCACAGGACCACAUCAUGGAGGGAAUGGCUAUGUGGAAGCAUAAUGACGUGAUUCCAACCAGUCGGGAGAAACGUGAGAUGGAGAAGAAGGAAGCAACGUUGAAGAGAAACAUGCGCAAAAAGGAACAGAUGGAGAAGCAAAAGCAGCGAGAAAUGGUUAUGGCGAAGGAAGCCGAGGAAGCUCGCAAAAAAGAAAUGGUCAGAAACGUGGAGAGUAGCACGUUGGUGAGGAAUCGCGAAAGAGAGCGUGAAAAGGAGCGGGAGCGGGAAUGGGAACGAGAGAGAGAAAGGGAACUGGAAAGGGAAUAUCGUGAGCGGGAGCAGGAAAGAGAAAUGCAGCAGAGAUCCCACAGUAACGCAAUGGUGCCGGAUCCAGCCAAGUUCCCUAUCACCAAAUCGGAUAUAGAUAAAAGAAUUUCAAAACUGGAUGAGAUGAAUCAGCAACAGCAUCAGCAGCAGCAACAGCAACAACAACAACAGCAGCAGAAAAAAAUGAGUCAGUCUAAGCAGGACAGAGAACGGCAUGAUCGACAGGACCGACAAGAAAGAAUGGAAAGACAAGACCGACAAGAAAGGAUUGAAAGACAUGACCGGCAAGAAAGAAACGAACGACAGGAUCGCCAUGAGAGGCAGGACAGGCAUGACAAAGAUCGACGAACACAGGAUUCGGAUCGCAAACCAGCAAAAUCCAACAAGAAUGAUUCUAAUAAUAAUCGAAACAGCUAUAACGACCGCCUGGACCAGGAUGAGCAAAUCUACGGAGACUCUAUGCAAGCUAAGGGAAAGGACAAAUAUCGUACCACGGAACGGGAGAGUAGUAAAAAUCGGAACAACGAUGCUCUAAACAAGUACUAUCAGGAUCAACACUUUGAUGAUUUUGCAAUGAUUCCGAGUGAUUCGAUAAUGAUUCAAGAUACCAGUUUCUACGACGACGAUGGCAUGAUGGACGAUAUGAUGUUGAUGAAGACGGUUCGCCGUAAGGAAAUUUUGAAGCAAUACUACUCGAGCGGAACCGAUACAGAGAGAAACUCAUCGAGCUCAGAUCCGUACGAUUGUAUCGUAGUGGAUGACCACUUAGUAUCGGCUGCAGAUAUGAUGAUGCGGAAGAAUCGGGAGAGAAUGCGUGAAGGUAGAAAGUCCAAUGGGGAUACAAAUCGCAGCGAUUCUAAGAAGCAGCAGAAACAAGAGGAAAAGAUGACCUUUUCGACAUUCCGUGGAACAGCGGUCGGGGACGACGAUGGAAUGAUGAUGGAGGAUGAGAUGAUCGAGGAAUCGUCGAGGGAACGCCGUUCGAAGUUAUCGAAAAGUAACAGUAGCGGACCGAUGAUGGAUUCGAUGAAGUACGAAUCCGAACAGGAAUCGAGAAUCAGUGCCAAGGUUAACGCCAAUGGAAAUCAGAAGCGCAAGUCGACGAAAUCUUCCGUUUCGGACGGCAAAGCCUAUGGUCCGUGGUACGAUCUGUGGGGAUCGGAACCUAACAUGCAAAGUCAGAAGUAAUCAUUACUUCAAGUUCUGAAAUGCCAAUAGUAUCAAAACACAAGCACAAUUCCCAAUCACGCUUUAAGCAUCUCUCUUACACACACACAUGCACACAAGCACACACACUCACGUUCACAUAACCCGAGGUUUGUCAUUCUUUAUCGCUGGCGUAAAGAUUGAAGUUAAUCCCAUCACAGCAAUAGCAAAAGUAAUAGCUUUUCUUCGCAGUCGCAAAAGCAGGACAACGGUGAUUCAAUGAAUCGUACAAAGCAGCUUCAUACAAAAGACUUGGACGCAGACCUACAGAAAAGUGAAUAUCAGCCUGAAUUUUGGAAAAUCAAAGGAAUGCUCAAUUUACACACAUACUAGGUUUAUUCUUUACCAUUUAAUUAUUAAGUAACAUUGUAACUGUAUUGAAAUUUUAUUUGCUAUUCCAUAUUGAAAAGGGAGAUUUUAAUUGAACAAUAACUCAAAAAUAUAAACGAUUUGUAACUUAAGAAUUUUAGCUUAGAAUAAUCGAUUAAAAAUCGAUCAGCGAAGUUUUGGUGCUCAAAAAUAUUCUUAAACAUAUCUAAUUAUCAAAGUCAAUGGUUAAGCUGGUUGAGGACUAUUUCUUCUUUAUAAUCUCCGUAACGUUCCAUAGUACUUUAACCAACGACUCAUAUUUUACCCACUUUAUCCAAAGUACCACUAACCAUUAUUAGAGUUUUUCUGUUUAUUGCUAAACCAUAGAGCACAAAACAGCAUCAUGAGUUGAGAAUGCUGAACACAUACUCUAGUUUUCAUCCGUAUUGAUUUGUAGUCAGUAUUUUUAGGAUGGACAUUCGAACGGGUUUUACCCGCCAAAAAAAUUAAAUUACAAACCAAGCUAGUUUUACCAGUACCACCCUAGAAACAUUAACGAUAGUUAAUUAGAACAUAAGUCAACGUACAUUGUAGCAUAAACAUAUAUUCUAAGAAAAAAAAAACAAACGUAAUGUGCCAAUUUUGAAAAAAGAAACAACGAUAAUCAUCAACCUCUGGUAUGUGAAUACAGUCCACAGUCGCAAGCUUUCGAUCGAUCAUGUGAAUAGUGGUGACCAACAGCAGCCUGCUGUUAGGCAACCCAAUGCACGUUGAAUCGAUAUAGUCGAACGAUCGACGCGACGAUCAGACGCAGACGAGUGCGUGGUGAGUUGGUGGGAAAGAUUUCAGCAAAGCUGUCGAUAGGCAAAAACGCUCGUCUUGUUACACAGAGUUACGCUAGUUAUUUCGGUAGCUGUUAUUUUUUUAUUGACAUGUUCUUAGAUAGUGAAAUAAUGUUUUCUAGUUUUUUUUAAUAAGUUGAAUAGAUCUAUGACGUAUUUGUAUGUACGUAGUGUCUAGUUGUUAGAUUUCUGUUAAGAGUUUAUGUUAUUUUUUACUCUGUUUAAUUUAUGUAUCUUUUCUGUAACAAACAUUAGAUUAUAUUUGAAAUUAUAUUAAUAAAUGUUAUUUUAAUCAAAUGA
Messenger RNA from Armigeres subalbatus, 7414 nucleotides. It is a transcript of the gene IRSp53, whose product is annotated as histone-lysine N-methyltransferase, H3 lysine-79 specific. Lineage: Eukaryota; Metazoa; Arthropoda; Insecta; Diptera; Culicidae. Bases 2409 to 5945 code for a protein of 1178 amino acids. Gene Ontology annotation, molecular function: protein binding. The record is from RefSeq and is a predicted model, not a curated record. Gene Ontology annotation, biological process: actin filament bundle assembly; positive regulation of actin filament polymerization; actin crosslink formation. Gene Ontology annotation, cellular component: nucleoplasm; cytosol. The transcript is spliced from 11 exons.